Marchantia polymorpha subsp. ruderalis is the source of this 2251-nucleotide messenger RNA. The record is from the annotation of a GenBank genome assembly. NCBI's taxonomy places the organism in Eukaryota, Viridiplantae, Streptophyta, Marchantiopsida, Marchantiales, Marchantiaceae.
UCCUCGUCCAGUGGGGGAGCUUCUUGGCAGAAUAAUCCCGAUCACUUUGAUCCGACUGCAGGUCAACUCGGGCUUGAGUUGGAUCGAGUGCUAGAGAAGCUCAAGAAGGCACAAUUGCCACCAUCGAUACUCGAAAAGGAAGGAGAGAGAAGAAGUGCAGCUCGUCGUCACGCGGCACGUCGUCAGAGAGCCAUCGAAGCUCGUGGUUUAUGUCCAUCGGUAUUCAAAGGUAGACAUGGCAGGAUGCGCGAGCUCGGAGCUGAGCGCACUGACAGGGCUGUUGACAUCGUCAGGUCUCAAUGUGGGGAGCUCGGACCAGGUGGGGCAGUUCCUCUGCUCGAAAUUCGAUGAAAUCUCCACGGCAUUGGCCACGCACACGCUGGCCGUGGACAACACGUACCUCUUGUUCUCGACGUACCUCGUCUUCUCCAUGCAGAUAGGCUUCGCGAUGCUGUGCGCGGGCUCGGUGCGGGCGAAGAACACCAUGAACAUCAUGCUGACCAAUGUGCUGGACGCAGCGGCGGGAGGCAUCUCGUUCUACCUCUUCGGAUUCGGCUUCGCCUUCGGGCGCAGCUCCAACAACAACAAAUUCAUCGGCAGCAACUUCUUCGGCCUGCAUGAAAUUCCCAGCUCGCUCGACGGCUUCGACUACAGCUUCUUCCUCUUCCAGUGGGCGUUCGCCAUCGCUGCAGCAGGAAUCACCAGCGGCUCCAUCGCCGAGCGCACGCAGUUCGUCGCCUACCUCGUCUACUCGUCCUUCCUCACGGGCUUCGUCUACCCGAUCGUCGCACAUUGGAUGUGGUCCGUCGACGGCUGGCUCGGGGCCGCGGCCACGGACCGGCUCUUCGGCGUGGGCGCCAUCGACUUCGCGGGCAGCGGCGUCGUCCACAUGGUAGGCGGCAUUGCGGGUCUCUGGGGGGCCUUCAUCGAGGGCCCGCGCCUCGGCAGAUACAACCGCGACGGCAAGCCCGGCAUGGACAUGCGCGGCCACAACGCCUCGCUCGUUGUACUCGGUAGCUUCCUGCUCUGGUUCGGCUGGUUCGGCUUCAACCCGGGCUCGUACGUCAAAAUCCUCGUCCCCUACGAAGGCUCAACGUUCGAGGGCAAUUGGACCGGCGUGGGAAGGACCGGAGUCACCACCACGCUCGCCGGGUGCACGGCGGCUCUGACCACUCUCUUCGCGCGCCGCUGGAUGACCGGCCACUGGAUCGUCACCGACGUGUGCAACGGGCUGCUGGGAGGCUUUGCUGCCAUUACGGCGGGCUGCGCUGUUGUCGAGCCCUGGGCUGCUAUCGUCUGCGGGUUCGUGGCGGCGUGGGUGCUCAUUGGAUUCAAUCACAUUGCUGCCAAAUUGCGGUACGACGAUCCGCUGGAAGCUGCGCAGCUGCACGGGGGAUGCGGGGCGUGGGGGCUGCUUUUCACAGGCUUGUUUGCGAACGAGAGAUAUGUCGCCGAGGCUUAUGGCCCCGGGCGUGGGCACGGGCUGUUCAUGGGAGGAGGGGGCAAGCUGUUCGCCGCUCAGAUCAUCGAGAUUUUGGUGGUCGUCGGGUGGGUGACGGCCACCAUGGUGCCAUGUUUCUGGCUGUUGCACCGAUUCAAUCUGCUCAGAAUCUCGGCCGAGGAUGAGAUGGCCGGUAUGGAUCUCACCAGACACGGCGGCAAGGCUUAUUAUAACGAGGACGAGACUGUCACUCCCGAGUUCCUUCAACCUGGUGGCGGUGUCGGCCAGUUUCUCCACUUGCCUGGACAAAGGGCGGUGGUCGGAGUUCAACCCAAGGGGUUGCCGAAACAAGAGUUUCCCGAUUUGGAACAAUGAAAUGUUGUAAAUUAUUCCUUUUGAUCGGUCCCGGUACCAUGAGAUAGUGAGACUGCAAUCUUGGCCCGUGAUGAAUUUCAGUGUAUUCAAAUCGAUGUCGAUCACGGAUGAUCUAUUCGGGACUUAAGGUUUAGUAGAAGCGCAGUAGUAUACGAAAGCAAGGUGCAUGUGAUUUUAGCUACUGGAACAACGGUACGUCAACCUCUAGGUUGAUUCAUAAACUUUGUGAGCGAGAUAGAGCACAAGUGUGCCAGACCGUUGCCUUAGGACGUCGAUUCAGAGGCGAUCAAGACCAUCCAUCGAUGAAAUUGAUCGAUCGAUCAAUUCUCUUAAUAAGUGAUUUUGAUUCAAUCUCUGCAAAAGUGAAAUUCUGUAGACGUAGAAUUAGAUGUGUAUGUACUAGAUUCCUGGACCAAUUUGUGAGCAAUUUUGAUG